Molecule: messenger RNA, 549 nt
Organism: Mucor velutinosus
Lineage: Eukaryota; Fungi; Mucoromycota; Mucoromycetes; Mucorales; Mucoraceae
Exons: 2
Coding region: 1-549 (182 amino acids)
Molecular function (GO): nucleic acid binding
Source: RefSeq, a predicted model, not a curated record
AUGUCAAUUAAUGGCAUCCGCAAGUCAUUGAGACGAAAUGGACUUAAAUCUCGUAGAAAAGUAAAGACCAAUUUUGUUAGCAAGACAAACAAGCGGCUUCGAUUGGCGUGGGCUAAAAAGCAUAAGCAUCUUACUAUUGCUGAUUGGAGUCGUUGGGUGUUUUCGGAUGAAACAAGAAUAAACCUUUGGGGCUCAGAUGCGGAGAGUCCUGGUUAUGGUACUACCAUUAUUGAAGGCUCAAUAAACUCGGGCUUGUAUGUCGAUAUUUCGAAGACAUCAUUGAACGAUACUCUUGAGCACUUUGGGAAGACACCAUCUGAUGUGCGAUUUCAACAAGACGGAGCAACACCGCAUACAUCGGGCAUUACUAAACAAUGGUUCACCGACAAUGGGUUUAACCUAGACGAAAUUAUGGAUUGGCCACCCCAAAGUCCCGAUCUUAAUCCCAUUGAACAUGUCUGGCAUCUCCUAAAGCUUCGUCUUAAUAAGUGUCCCACUAGGCCCUCAACAAAAGAAGAAUUAGAGCGGCGUAUUAACAUUCAGUGGUAA